Messenger RNA from Talaromyces proteolyticus, 1083 nucleotides. RefSeq lists its product as uncharacterized. Gene Ontology annotation, cellular component: U2-type post-spliceosomal complex; U4/U6 x U5 tri-snRNP complex; U5 snRNP. Bases 1 to 1083 code for a protein of 360 amino acids. Gene Ontology annotation, biological process: RNA splicing; generation of catalytic spliceosome for second transesterification step. The record is from RefSeq and is a predicted model, not a curated record. NCBI's taxonomy places the organism in Eukaryota, Fungi, Ascomycota, Eurotiomycetes, Eurotiales, Trichocomaceae. The transcript has 2 exons.
AUGGACUUUGCGUCGCUCAUGGCCAAGGAAAUCUCCAAGGCCAAACCCAGCACCACCGAGAAAUCCAAAGAUGAGAAAAACAAGUACGUCCGUCGAGCAGAUAUCGAAGCUGCGCGUAUCGCAGCCUACAAUGCGGAACAGGAAAAGCUACAGCGCGAACGCGAAGAGAAGGCUGCUCUCAAGCGCAAGCACGAGGAAGAGGAAGCCGACCGCAAUCGGGAACGAGAGGAAAAGAAGCGGAAAUUAGCAGAAGAGUCAAAGAAGAGGAGAGAGGCGGAAGAGGAGGCUGCGGAGAGGGAACGAAGGAAAAGGCUGGGACUCCCUGAGCUACCACCAAAGAAAGCGGAGGAUGAAGAUGGGACUCCAGUACCGGAGGAAGAGAAUAUCGACGCUGAAGAGCUCAGCAAAAAGCUCCGAGAUUUAGAUGAACCGAUUACACUGUUUGGUGAAACGCACAAGGCGAGGCUGCGGCGUUAUCAGCGGCUUGUCCAGCGAUCGCUCACGCCACAGCUAUCCAACGGACCUAUCCCGACGACGUUGGAACUGGUGGCUGAGAAGGAUAUGAAAAUACCAACUAAGAUGCCAAAAGAUCGCGCCGGGAAGACAUUCCUUUUCAGGCAGCUCGCAUCGUAUUUCAACAUGAUCCUGGAGGAAUGGGAGAUUGCUUUGGCCAAACGAGACGUUUCCGUGAAGCAGAGCUUUGCUGGUCGACAGGCGUACAAUGCCAUGCUUCAAAGCAAAGAGAAUAUGAGACCUCUGUUCAAGAAAUUCGAGGCCGCAGAUAUCGACGAUACGGUUCUUGAGGCGAUUGUUGAGAUUGUUCAUUGCGCGCAAGAAAGACGAUAUGUUGAUGCUAACAAUGGGUAUUUACGUCUUAGUAUCGGAAAAGCAGCAUGGCCAAUUGGUGUUACCAUGGUUGGUAUUCACGAACGAUCUGCGCGAGAGAAGUUGCAUGAAAGCGAUAACAAGGCCCAUAUCAUGUCUGACGAGAGCACGCGGAAGUAUCUGCAGAGUAUCAAACGAUGCUUGAGCUUUGCUCAGGUGCGCUGGCCACCGGAUGACCAGUUGCAGUUGAUGGGUUAA